Messenger RNA from Chaetomium globosum CBS 148.51, 1680 nucleotides. RefSeq lists its product as uncharacterized. Bases 1 to 1680 code for a protein of 559 amino acids. The record is from RefSeq and is a predicted model, not a curated record. NCBI's taxonomy places the organism in Eukaryota, Fungi, Ascomycota, Sordariomycetes, Sordariales, Chaetomiaceae. The transcript has a single exon.
AUGGCCAAUGGCCUCGCCGACGCGGGGCAGGUCGCCCUUAUCGACGAACCAACCACUCCGCUCGAUGAUGAUUCUAUUAUUGCUUCGUCGCAGCAAAGCUUUCCCCCGACAGAGGCGCCGGGUUCCCCAAUAGACCCGGGGUCUUCGUUCAAAACCGAGCUCAAUGAAGAUCGUGCGGCGGCGUCCGUAAUCCCGUCGUCGCUGACCCCGCCUCCCUCCUCCCAGGUAACCAACGCUGUUGGCGCGGGUGCGGUCAAUCUGCAACGCUCCGGAAUUUUUUCGCCGCCGGCGACCGGUAUCAACGGUGCCAGGCGCGAAAGCGUGCCGGGCGAUUUUAUUCCCCCAACCCAAUCCCAGAUUGCUGAUGCGUCUGUCGAAGAGCUCCGAAGCUUGCUCCAGGCAUGCAUGGCUGACCAGGCACGGCUCAAAAUGGAAGCCGCCCACCACAAGCUGCAAUUCAACAUGCUCGCCCUUCGUGCCGAAGAAGACACAAAACGCGCCGCCGUCGAGCACGAGAUGACCAAGAAGGAGGUGCAAGUGCUGCAGCAAGCCGAAUGCGCACGCCAAGCUCGCCGCGACAUCACCGCUGCCUCGGAAUCCACACAAGCCAAGUACAUGCAACUUAGGGCGUUGCAUGAACUAGUGCUCGAGGAGAACGAUACUUUGCACAAAAAGUUCAAGGCGGCAAAGAAGGUCAUACAGCAGAAGGAGGACGAGAUCGCCAGCCUAGCAGACGAUCGGGAGAUGCUUCUGAACCGCAUCCGGGAGAACCGUGAACACUUCCACCUGCUCUGCAGCCCUGGAGGUAUGUUUCAUGGGGCCGUAACGCCUAAGCCCCAAGCUACAAGCCCUCAGCAGCAACGAGCCACCCCGCGGCAGACGCCUAGGACAGCGCACCGAGACAACCACCGGGACCACAGCCAAGAAGGGUUUGCCGUCCUGCUUCAGGCACUCACGCAAGACAACAACAGCGCCCCUUCGACCCCCAUCGUCGGCCAACGCCCAGCACCCCGUAUCCCGUUAAAGCACACUCGCAACGUCCAGUCCAUGUCUUCCUUGCCGUCCACGCCGAUCGCCCGCACCCCAGCAAACAACAGAGGGCUCCUCCCGUCGAUCGAUCUUGUACCACAAACCGAGCCGCCUCACCGCCAACCUCGCUUCGUGCCCGAUGCGCCGGCCACGCCCAAGGGCCGGGAUCGGCGCAAGAGCAGAGAGAGCACGAUUUCGGCCGAGGAUAACCAGGAGCUUGCCCGCCAGGCACUGCAAUCCUUUGUCUCCCGCGGCUCGCAACAUUCACAAACCUCGCGGCGGCGUCUGUCGGAUGAGGAGGCAGAAGCGGAAAUCUACGAGAGCCAGGCCAGCCAAGCGGCCUCGGAGAUGCUCCGCCGUGACGCACGGGAGAGUUUUGAAGUCGCCGGCUCGGUUGGGAACUCCAGGGAUGGCACACCGGCGGCGGCGGACAGGAGCGCCAAACUGCAGGCGAAGUUGUUUGGGGGCCUGAAUAAGGGCGGGCUGCCGUCGCAGGGAAAGCGCAAGUUCAGCGCGCAUCAUGGCGAGGUGGCCGAUGGGUAUUCGGUGCAUGACCGCAUCACGAGCCCAACCAAAAAGUUGCGCGAGGUCGGCGGGCUGAGGGACCCCGGCCGUGUCGGUCUCGGGAUACAAUAUGGCAGAGAGAUCUAA